Colletotrichum destructivum is the source of this 963-nucleotide messenger RNA. RefSeq names its product Putative aflatoxin regulatory protein. Gene Ontology annotation, cellular component: nucleus. Gene Ontology annotation, molecular function: DNA-binding transcription factor activity, RNA polymerase II-specific; zinc ion binding; DNA binding. The transcript is spliced from 2 exons. Lineage: Eukaryota; Fungi; Ascomycota; Sordariomycetes; Glomerellales; Glomerellaceae. The coding region runs from base 1 to 936 and encodes 311 amino acids. The record is from RefSeq and is a predicted model, not a curated record. Gene Ontology annotation, biological process: regulation of DNA-templated transcription; aflatoxin biosynthetic process.
AUGCCUGACCAUCGCCAGGCGCAUAGAACCAGGCCCGUCUGUCUCCGGCUGGCAUGCGACGCGUGCUCCACGACAAAGGUGAAAUGCGACAAGGCCUGUCCCGCCUGUCAGCGCUGUGUGGACAACGGGCUGUACUGCGCCUACAGUAACCACAGUCAGAGCCAGAGCCACAACCAGAGCCAGGGCCAGAGCCAAAUCGACUGCUGGCUCUCCGUCUAUCCCCAAGAAGCGGUUUUGACGGCUGCCCUCCUUGCUGCGCCGAGAAGCCUGUCACAAGGGCCCGAUCCAAUGGGCUCGUUCUCCAUCUGCCCUGACGCCGCCGACGUCGCCGCUGGGUCGUGGGACGACCUGAACUUUGCCUUGUCCGGCGACCACUUGCACGCCUUGGAGCCGUUUGUCGUUGGUGGGGAUGGCCAUUAUCAUGAACACGAGCACAUCGACUCGCCGUGGAUGUCACAGUUGGAGGAGGAGGAGGGAAGCCCUGGGGCAAUCCUGUUCGCCGGCAUGCCUAAGCAACAGCGUCCUGAGCACGACUGCGAGAACCGGGCAUCCAACCUCCUCCGCUCCCUCCAUUACGACCCGAAUUUAUUCGCCCAAGUGAAGCAAAUAGCGGCCGCCGAUAUGCCGCUCGUGGACGGCGACGGUCCUGUGACGAUCCCGAGCGUCGACAAGAUCAUACUGGCCAGUCGCGUGGCGCUGGCCACGUUGCCGGACCUGUUUGACUGCCCCUGUUCCCGGUAUCCGCACAUGGCCCUCCUCGGUGUGGCUAUCCUGUCUAAAGUCUUGUUCUGGUACCGUGUGGCCAUCUGUGCGCCUAACACACGGCGCCAGCCCAGUGGCGCGGACGAGACAGCAGUGCUGGGGCAGCAGCAACAGCAACAGCAACAGCAGCAGCAAGAAGCAGGCUUGAAUACCUCUGGAUCCUCGGCGCCUUAAUUUGGCAGUGCUGAUGUUGGCAGAGAU